Corylus avellana is the source of this 702-nucleotide messenger RNA. Its product is annotated as thiamine-phosphate synthase. The record is from RefSeq and is a predicted model, not a curated record. Lineage: Eukaryota; Viridiplantae; Streptophyta; Magnoliopsida; Fagales; Betulaceae.
UCCAACUCCGCUCCAUUUUCUCUUUUUGCGCAUUUGCAUUAGAACUCCUCAUUUUUUGGUUGCUAGGCUAACUAAAAUUUUGGUUCAGUGGGUUGAAAUCGGUGCUUUUCAAGUGGGAUAGAGAAAAGAACACUAUGUUUGGAACGGCGAUUAGGUGUAUGGCGAAGAAACCCAAGCCGAAGAUGAAACCGAUAGAGCUGAAGACCCCGCCGGAGCAAACGCAGACCAUAACCAGGGUCAUCUUCGACGUCGUCAAAGAGCACGGUCCUCUCACCAUUGCAGAAACCUGGGAUCGUGUUAAGGAAGUUGGUUUGAGAGGAUUGACGAGCAAGAGGCACAUGAAAAUAGUGUUGAGGUGGAUGAGAGAGAGGCAGAAGCUUAGGCAAAUAUGCAACCACGUUGGGCCUCACAAGCAAUUUCUCUAUACAACUUGGUUCACUAAACCCAAUAUCAAGCAGGCAAAACCAAAUUAUUUUCCAGGUCAUGGACAAGUGUCUGCAGGGAGAGGGAAGGGGAGAUGAUGCCUUUGAACACCACAUAUACCUUGUGGCAUGGUGUAAUGCUUGUGAACCCAACUAAAUUGGAGGAUGUUGAUUUAAACGGAUGCCCAAAUUGUCCAUUAAGGACCAUUUUCAGAUACUUCAAAACUAGGUGGAUGUAUAUUUUUCAAGAUAUUCAUGUGGUUGAUUGUGGAUUUGCUUA